CCCCCCCCCCUCCCCUUCCCGCCAGUCCCCGCGGUGGGCGCGGUGCUCCCGUCGGGCUGCGCGCGGCCGGAAGCGGAAGUGAGUGCGCUGGUGAUCAUGGUGCCGCCGGGGCGGGGAAGGAGGUGCCGCCGCUGCCCGCAGCCCGAUGAGUCGCUACGGGGUAAGCGCACGAUAUCGCACUGAGAGGCGGUGAGCCAUGGGGGAGAACAGUCCCGAAGGCAACGUUAUCUACUACGAAGUGGAGGAAGACGAUUUAACCCAAGAUGACAAUAUGAUGAGGUUUGCUGAUAAAAACGGGCUGGUUUCUUCGUCGUCUGGGACGGUCUAUGACAGGACAACUGUUCUGAUAGAGCAGGACCACAGCGUGCUGGAAGAUGAUGAGGAUGAAGGACAGUGUGGUGAUCACUUGCCUUUUUUACCAGAGGGUCAUGAAGAAGGAUUUCAUUUAAUAGCAGAUCAUGAAGGAAUGUCCCAGGGUUAUGUGCAACACAUUAUUUCUCCAGAUCAGAUUCACCUGACAAUAAAUCCUGGUUCAACUCCUAUGCCAAGAAAUAUCGAAGGAGCAACGCUCACCUUGCAGUCUGAAUGCCCUGAAACCAAGCUUAAAGAAGUGAAGAGGUACCAGUGCACCUUUGAGGGCUGUCCACGUACCUACAGCACUGCCGGAAACCUGCGCACUCACCAAAAGACCCAUCGUGGGGAAUACACUUUUGUCUGCAAUCAAGAAGGCUGUGGCAAGGCCUUUCUUACCUCCUACAGCCUCAAAAUCCAUGUCCGAGUGCACACUAAGGAGAAGCCUUUUGAAUGUGAUGUGCAGGGCUGUGAAAAGGCAUUCAAUACACUGUACAGGCUGAAAGCACAUCAGAGGCUUCACACAGGGAAGACAUUUAACUGUGAAUCAGAAGGCUGCAGUAAAUACUUCACCACGCACAGCGACCUGAGGAAGCACAUUCGAACACACACAGGAGAAAAGCCAUUUCGGUGUGAGCAUGACGGCUGUGGAAAGGCUUUUGCUGCAAGCCACCACCUUAAAACACAUGUUAGGACACAUACUGGGGAGAAACCCUUCUUCUGUCCCAGUAAUGGCUGCGAGAAGACUUUUAGUACACAGUAUAGUCUCAAGAGUCACAUGAAAGGUCAUGAGAAAGGACAUUCCUAUAAUGCACUUCCAAAUAACAACGUAUCUGAGGAUACAAGCCACUCUCUUUGUCUGAGUGACUUAAGCCUCAUAUCGACAGAUUCAGAAUUGCGGGAAAACUCUAAUCCAACACAUGGACAAGACCUUAGCACAAUCUCACCAGCAAGCAUCUUUGAGUCGAUGUUUCAGAGCCCAGAUCACACUGCAAAUCAGGAUGACUCUCAGCAGACAGCUGCCUUGAUUGAUGGUUUCAAUGGCGACGCGGACUCUGUCACUGCUGUUCCGCCUUCUGCAGGAGACUCGGCGUCAUUGUCUCUUCCACUUGUACUGCAGCUUGGCAUCUCUGAGCCUUCCCAUUCAGCACUACAAGCCUCAGCAGCCCCUGCUGCUCCCUCCUCCAUAGGAACCAGCUCACAGCAAGCUGCAUUUGGAAAUCCUGCAACUGUUUUACAAUCCCCAGAAGUGCCUGUUCCUCACAGCACACAGUUUGCAGCCAGUCACCAAGACUUCCUGCAGCAUACUCAGACCCCACCACAGCCCCUCGUGCAAGGACUUUCAGUGGUUGCUGGGGCAUCAGCCCCAACACCAUCAAGUGCCACUGAGCCCCUGCCAGCUGUCGUUCAGACUGUGCCUGUUGGUGCGAACUCUGUUCUGACCAGUAAUCCAACUAUAACAAUUACUCCUUCUCAGAGCACUGCUAUUCUGCAGUCCAGCAUUGUCAUGGGAGAGCAAAACUUACAAUGGAUCUUAAAUGGUGCCACUGGUUCUCCGCAAAGCCAAGAACAAAUGCCACAAGUUCCAAAAGUAGUAGAAAAGGUCUUUUUUACCACUGCAUUACCAGUAGCUGGCAACACAGGAAACCCUGUUCAGCAGAUUGGUCUCAGUGUUCCUGUCAUUAUUAUAAAGCAGGAGGAGGCCUGCCAGUGUCAGUGUGCCUGCCGAGACUCUGCCAAGGACAAAGCCACUGUUAAGAAGGAAUGUUCCUCACCUGAUUCAAAAGCUUUGGAGCAGCCAGCUCCCCAGCUGCAGCCUCAGACCUUUUCUUCCUCUUCUCCUUCAUGCGGGCAGAGCAGUCAGAUAGUUAACCCUCCAGACUCACAGACUGAAACAUUAAGUGCCAUGGAUGUAUCGGACUUCCUGUCCCUCCAAAGCCCUGAAACCCCAUCUGAUAUAAUUCCAAUCGAAGCACUACUGCAGGGUGAGGAAGAAAUGGGUUUGAAUAACAGCUUCUCUAAGUGAAGAUGUUCCAGAUUUUCCUUUGCACCUGGAGGGUAAAACCCUCUCCUUUAGAAGCAGAAACUGAAGGAUCGAUUCUUUUUCCUUCCUCUGUGGAAGUUUUGUGGCUUAUUUCUGCUUCACAGAUGUCAUCUUAGUCACAUCCCAGGUACAUCCAUCUUUGAGAAUCUAUCUAAAAAGAAAAGGUAAAAAAAAACUAAGAAAAAAAGAAAAAGCUAAGUUAUAUAUGAACUGUUUUGGCUGCACUGUCUGUCACUUUUGCUUGUCAUAUGUGAACACAGAAGUUAAGGUUACUCGUGUGCAAAAAGAUUCUAAAAAGAAAAGGGGGGGGUUUAGUUUGUCUCCAAUUGCACAUCGCUUACGUUUGGGAUUAAGGUACUGGCAGCAAGUGGGUCUUUGUUACAACUCCUUGGGUCUAUGAUUUUUCUUCUGUCUCUUUUGUCUGAUACUAACCAUGCACUAUAAGGGGAGCCCAGGAAAGGAGUUUGCUGUAGUAGAAAAUAGCAUUAUUGUAGAAGAUGAUUUAUCUGCAAUCGUAUUGGAAUGUGAUUGUCGCACCACUGAGUUGGGAGCUUUGUACUAACGCUGUUACUAAAGCCUACAGAAACUUUUGGGGAGUUUAUUUCAGAAGAGCACAAGUACCUUGUGCUCCUGAUGGAUCUGUUCAUUUAAUUGCUUUAGGGCUUCAAAGGGUGGUGGCAGACACUGUUUCACAAGGUGGAAACACAAUUGGAGCCUCUGCUUACUCAGACUCAAGAGUCUGUUUCCUUUGCCUCUCUUUGAAGGAUGCAGUGAGUCCCAGGUGUAGUUAGGUCGGUGCCUGCUGCUCUUUUGAUUUCUUUGGCUCAGAACCAAGUCAUCCUCUUAAUCCCCAUGACUGUUUAAUCAGGAGCAUGGUGCCUUUGCUGGUUACUCUCAGCUUUUGUCAAGAGCAACUCUUCAGAAUGAUUCAGCCAAAAUUCAGUUUGAAUUCAGUGGGUCUGUCCUUCAGCUGUCCACAAACGCUUCCCUUGUUUUCUGUUAAGCUCUAUGAUUCCUGCCUGAAUCUGCCUCCAACCUACUGCAAUGCCAGCUUUUUGUGCACGGGGCUAUUUCUUGACUAAAAGAAGUUACACGACGUAGUAGUUUUUCAUAUCAAACUGAAAGUCUAUAUUCUAACCUACUCAGGGUAAAUAAACCACAAACCCCCCUUCCACCAAAAAGCCUGUAAUGUUGCAAUAAAUGCAGUCUCAUUCUAAAUGGUUUAUUUAUGCUGCAUUAUUUUAAAAGAUGUAAUUUUAUAGUGUUUUAUCCAUCUUUCUGGCUUUGGCUGUCAGUCCUUUUGUGUUAAAGGAAAGAAUAUUAAAUAGUCUUUAUUCAGUUUACAGUGUUGUCAUUAGUGAGAUACAAAGAUAAUGACUGUAAGCCACUUAAUGCGGAGUGUCUCUGUGCACUAAAUUUAGGAAUGCGAAAUCCCAGUGGAUAGAGGUCUCUCACCCUUUGUACUUGAUCAAAGCUGCUCUCUGUACCUGCUGGUGGGGGAGAACCCUCUGGCUGCAGCCAGACCUCCCCAGGAAGUGGGAUGAUGAGCAGGUUUUUUGACCCUCUGGUGAUGUGCUUUGUGUAGCCUUAGUGAACGUGCUGCAGCAGCAUGGAUGGAAUUGGCUUUUCACCUCUGACAACUCCUGCUUGUGAAAUGCAGAAGGGUGACACUACAUCCCAUUAGGGUGAAUGUGAGGGAGGGGAGGCUUUGUGCCUGGGAAGUGUCAUCUUACUGUGCUAGGGCAAGGUGCUCCCUUUUGGUAACUGCAGUGAUGAGCUUGGGGCCACCAAUGGAACUGUAGCAUGCUGAUUGUUUCCUCUCUGUUUGGUGUGUGUUGCAGUGGGGAUGGGGGUCCUGCAGCAAUAAGGUCUGCAUCCAUGAAAUGCAGAUUAAGAGUAUUCUAGGUUUGUCUCUUGUAAUCCCUAGAGGGUAGUGAGACAGUGGUCCUUGGUUGUUUUUUUUUUUCCUCCUACAUCUUAGUUUUGUGAUGCAGUUUGGUUCCAUGGCAGCAAGAGCUGUUCAGAACACAAAAGAAACAGUCUCAAGCCUGUGUGGCUCAGACGUCCUCACAGAGAUAAUCUCCACCAGUGUAGAGCUCCACUUUGGAGGAGUGCGAGUGGUGCCUGGAGCUGUGUGGGAUGUCUCUGUGGGGCACAGGCCACUGCAGAGGACCUUUUGUGUUUGAGGGUGAGUGGAUGCGUGUGUGUGAGAAAUUCCACUAACACAGGAGCAUGCAGGUUCCCCUGGAGUUGUGGGGUGAUGGAUACAAGGGUACCAGAUGUGGCCUGGAUUUAGCAUUUUCUGAGCCUUUCUGUCCUACAGGAAGGUGUUUCUCUGUGCUGAUUUUGCUGCUCGUGACUUGGUUCACCUCAACCACCUUUCCAUUGGGCCCGAUAACUUCAGAAACUGCUUUGUGGCAGAAGUGAGUAAAAGAAUCUACCAAAGGCUUUGAAAUCAGAAGCUGAUUUGGAAGUGUGAUUGUGUGCAGCACCUUGCUGCUGCCAUCCUCUCUGGGUGGGUGUCAGCAGUUAACCUCUCUGCUGUUUUCUCUUCACACCUAGUGUUUUCUCUUGUUGUGUUCCAGGAUAAGCAAUGUGUUCCAUGUUCAUGCUGGCUUUUAGGUGCACUGGUUUUGCUGUUACUCUCUUGUACAUGCAUCAGACAGGCUGCAAUUUAGGUGAAACUAAUUAGAUGUUGUAAUGAAGCGAGAGCAGUGUGAUGAUUCUGUGACUGCAUAGGCCACUGCACCACGGUCUAUACAUCCCACCUGAUUGUGUUGUACAGAUGUGUGCUUUUGUUGCUUCAUUGAUGGUCUGCUUUCCAGAGUGUCCCAUGCUGCAUGUAGCUGAUGUGUUUCACAGUGGACAUGCUGCAUCUUCAGGCCUUGUACUGCUGGGGUGGUGGUUAAUGCGCUUUAAAGGGAGGAGAAUGUGAGUAGCUGGCAAGAGAGGGCAGUUGCCCUGAGACUCCUCGAUGCCAGAAAUGUCUUCCUCUCGUUGCCCCAGCAUUUAGCAUAUUCACAGUAACAUUGUUAAAGGAAGGGGGAGAGUUUCUGCUGCUGUAGAUCUGGUAAGACACUGGGUUCCCAGGAUGAUGGGACAUGUUCUGUUAAUACGCUGGAGCCUCUGAGGACAACGUGUCCUCCCUCUGCAAAAUCCACCUUUCACAUCCCCCUUCAGUUAUCAGUCAGAGAGCAAAGCUGCACUUCUCGGGGUCCUUCUGUGUUAAAGGUUUGGCUGUUUGUGGCUUUUGGGGAUUUUCUUGGUUCUGUACAGUUUCUGGAUGGGUGCAGAAACUUAAACAUACCGAAUGGGUCGAAUUGCCAACAUCGGUCGCUCUAGUCACCAAGCAGUGACCCAGGGAAGCAGACUUGGUGUACAGUUGAAGGCUGUAAAGUUGUUUUUUGUGCUUGUAGAUGGUAGAGGGAUGGAAAAUCAGCACUGUUUAAAUGCUGGUACUGAAUUAUAUAGAACAAAAGUACGAAUUGGGCACUUGUAUAAUGCUGACUGUGUCCAGAAAGACUAGCUCACAGAACCUCAUACUGGUAUCUAAAAUGCACUUUAGGUUAUUUUAUCUUUAACCCAAUUGCUGCAAUUUCUUUUGUAUAUAUACUUUCACAAAGUUUAUUUUUGCUCUGAGUAAAAGUUAACAGGGGUGUGCAAAGAAGAGCACUUAACUUGGUGCAAUACUUGUAGCUAAAGAUCAUUGUCCCAUGUGGUCUGUCUGUCUGUGUCUAACUGAGUUAUGUGUAGUAAUGGGCUCGGUGAUGUACUUGUCUGUACCCAAACUAAAUUAUGCAUCAUUAGCAAAUGUCCAAUCUAUGCAAAUACUCCACUGAGAGCAUUGUGCUGUAGCAGGCCUUUUCUCUCAUGCUUUCUGGUGGGCUGCUUGUCACUUCUGUUGGGCACAGCCGAGCUCCUUGGUGUACACCCUCCUUCCCAUGUCCUCUGCUCCCUUCUGCCUCGUGAGGGUGAGCAGAAGUGACAAGCUGUUCUGAAAUGGGCAUGUUGCACCUUUAAAGUCUUCGGGAUCAUUUUGAUGUCGUGUUAUCUGCCUUACUUCAUGGAGGAUGGUGCUUCUGCAGCCAUCCAAGGUAUUGUUUUUGCAACUGCAGCAACGUUGUUAAACUGUUUACAGUACUCUUCCUGCACCAGUUGGGAAUAAGGCUUGGAGAAGGAACUAAGACUGGCCUGUUGGCUGUGGAACUGCUGGGGGAGAUCAGUUAAAGUGUAGUUGCCCUUGGAGUUGAUGGGUGAUGCAAAGCUGUUCCUGGUUUGGGGGGAGCAUGGCUGGCAACUUGAAACAAGAGGCAGCCAGGUCUGUGAUGUUGAGCAGCCAGGGUCAUGGUGUCACCAGUGGCUGGCUGCAGGGCCUCGGGCAAGUCAUGUAACUGCCCUCUGCCUCAGCCUCUUCCUUGUGCAAUGAGGACAGUGCCACUUGUCUCUGUGAAAUGCUUUGAGUACACAGUCCUUGGCGUUAGUGACCUGAGCUAGCUGGGCAGAGUCAGUCUGGAUUGUAAGGCAAAAACAAGAAGCAAAGCAUGUGUUUAAUAAACCCUGCAGAUUUCCAAUGGCAUAGGUUUUAAUUGUACACUGGUUUUUCCGUGACGUGUUUUGGAACCAACGUCAAGGUUUUUAUAAGCGUUACCUGGAGUUGAUACUCAUGGACAGGGCUGAACUUUUAACUUUCUUGCGUCUCGUCUUGGUGUAUUUCCUCUGUUCUAAAAGUCGGGUUCUGUGUCUGCACUGAGAAAUGCAAAUGAAACUGGAUAUUUAUGUAGUCGUGUACAUAGUCGAAGUGUGUGUGUUCUUGGAACUAGUUUAAAAAUCCCACACCAUGCUUUUGGUGGUGUGCAAGCUGGCCAAAAUUUGGUUCAUUAUGCAGUGUACACUUUCUCAAACUAAAUGCAGUUUCUACUUUUUUCUUAAAAACAGGAGAUUUUUUUCAUAUGAUCUUUUUUCAGCAAAAUCCAGGGUCUGUUUUUUGCAGUACCGUAGUUACAGUAGCUGGUGUUUCUUGCUGUGUAGCUUUGUGUCCUUCCACUUGCUUACUGAACCGGAGCGAUCGGUCUGGCCCUUGCUGUGGAGUUGUAGUUGCAGUUGGGUUUCACACAGAGCAGUGUGGUGGGAAGGGAUGAGCAAACCUCGAGCCUGGUUCGUUACCCAAGUCAUAGUCGGCAUUGGCAUCAUUAGGAAGCCCAGGAAUUGUAGGAGAACCACAGGUUGUCUCCUGACUGCUUCUGGUUUGACACGCUUGGGGAGCUGGGCAGUGGGCUUGGAGAUGGCAAAAUAAAAGAACCCCAGUUUUCCAAGAGUGUAUGUAUGGGUAUUAAAGGAUUUUAUUUAACUAUGAAACAUGGGGAGAAAAAAAAAUGUGCUUACAUUGAGCAAUGUGAAGAUGUUAGUUACAGGUACAGUACUUCCAAAGGAAGAGCAUCUCCAAAACCCCCAAACAAAGAGUAAAUAUGAAUUUGUAUUUUUUGAAGAAUGUAAAAUGUGAAAUAAUGGUGUUUGCUUAAUUGCUCAUUUUGUAUGAAGUUAAUAUUGUACUUUGAAAUAUCUGCAAAGAAGUGGAAAUUAACUUUUUUUGGAAUUGAAAGCAAUAUUAAUACUAAUGGAAUCCUAAUUAAAUGCUUAUUUAAA
Pezoporus occidentalis (night parrot) is the source of this 8038-nucleotide messenger RNA. RefSeq names its product metal regulatory transcription factor 1 (gene MTF1). The record is from RefSeq and is a predicted model, not a curated record. Gene Ontology annotation, biological process: positive regulation of transcription by RNA polymerase II. Gene Ontology annotation, molecular function: DNA-binding transcription activator activity, RNA polymerase II-specific; RNA polymerase II cis-regulatory region sequence-specific DNA binding. NCBI's taxonomy places the organism in Eukaryota, Metazoa, Chordata, Aves, Psittaciformes, Psittacidae. The transcript has 11 exons. The coding region runs from base 197 to 2377 and encodes 726 amino acids. Gene Ontology annotation, cellular component: nucleus.